GCGCGCCAGACGCGAGAGGCCCGGGCUUCCGGUUGUUCUCAGGGCUUGAGUUCCGGGCUUCUGGUGGCGCCGCUGCGCCCCCGGGGCAGGACAUGGAGAAGCUGCGGCGGGUCCUGAGCGGCCAGGACGACGAGGAGCAGGGCCUGACCUCGCAGGUCCUGGAUGCCUCGUCUCUUAGUUUCAACACCAGGUUGAAGUGGUUCGCCAUAUGCUUCGUGAGCGGCAUUUGCUUCUCUAUCCUUGGAACUGGAUUGCUGUGGCUCCCUGGUGGUGUAAAGCUUUUUGCAGUAUUUUAUACCCUUGGAAAUAUUGCUGCAUUAGCCAGUACGUGCUUUCUAAUGGGCCCCAUGAAGCAACUGAAGAAAAUGUUUGAAACAACAAGAUUGCUUGCAACAAUUAUUAUGCUUUUGUGUUUCCUGUGUACCCUGUGUGCUGCUUUUUGGUGGCAUAAGAAGGGACUGGCAUUAUUAUUCUGCAUAUUGCAGUUCUUGUCAAUGACCUGGUACAGCCUGUCAUACAUCCCGUAUGCAAGGGAUGCCGUAAUUAAAUGCUGUUCUUCUCUCCUAAAUUGAAAAUCAGAAACUCUUUGAAAAGGGCUUUUGAAAGUUGAUGUCUGUGUUUGGUGAAGGAUGCCUUUCCUGUGUAAUAAUCACUCCAGAAACAAUACUGUGACAAUUCAAGCCCAUUCUGUAAACUGGCAAAAACUGUACGCUUGAUUAAACUGUUAAAUGCUGUAACGUUAAAUUCAUUAUGUGUCAUUAAUGUGCUCUUCCAAAGGUAAGGAGAUUCUAAUCAUUGUCAAUUAUAAAUAAUUUUUAGCCAGUUUUUUAAAUCUUUUCUAAACAGCAUUUGAGAUGUGAAUAUUUAAGGCCAAACCUACGCUGCAAGAUGUAUUCAGCUUUUAUGGCUUUUUAAAAAUUUCUACGUUUUUAAAAUAUAAUCUUUAAGAAAAAUGUGAAGGUUUUAACUUUAAGCUGAAAUUACUUAUUAUAUGUAAUGAAAAUAAUAUAUAAAGCUUUACAGUUUUGAAAUAAACCCACAUUUGGAAAACUGA
This is a messenger RNA of Manis pentadactyla (Chinese pangolin), 1054 nucleotides long. It is a transcript of the gene SFT2D1, whose product is annotated as SFT2 domain containing 1. The record is from RefSeq and is a predicted model, not a curated record. NCBI's taxonomy places the organism in Eukaryota, Metazoa, Chordata, Mammalia, Pholidota, Manidae. The transcript has 8 exons. The coding region runs from base 93 to 572 and encodes 159 amino acids. Gene Ontology annotation, cellular component: membrane. Gene Ontology annotation, biological process: vesicle-mediated transport.